CACGGCCUUCGCUCCCUCGCCGCGCAUACAGCUCAGCCAGCGCCCACCUCUCUGCCAGCACCCAUCGCACCGGCGUCUCACUGCGCCUCAGCGCUCCGCCCGUCGCGCGCCACAGCCAAGGCCAUGCCGCACGCCGCGCCCGAGGCGCACGAGGCCCUCUCGGCGCACAUCGCCGACGUGCGCACCCUCGCGGCCGUGCUGCGGCCCAUCGCCUUCAACCACUACGCGACCGUCUCCAUCUCCGAGGCUGGCCUCACCUUCACCACCGAGCUCGACCGCUCCGUCCAGGCCAACGCCUAUCUCCCCGCCUCGCUCUUCAAUCCCUACCUCUUUCGCCCCACACGCGCCGCCGCCGCCGGCUCAGCACGGCAGCGGUCCCGCUCUCCCACUUCCUCCCUUGCCGCACCCGCGCCUCCUUCUCCCGCAGCGCUCGCAGCAGCUGAGCGCUCCGCCGCCUCGCACCUCGGGCGACGCGCUGCUUCUGAGUCGGACGACGAGUCCGAAGAGGCCUCUCCGCCCUCGCUCGACUUUGAGAUCAACCUCUCCAACCUCCUCGAGUGCCUCAACGUCUUUGGCUCGGCGCCCUCUUCGACGAAGGCGGCGUCCGAGGGCGCGCCGGUGGAGAUGCAUGAGCCGCCGCCAGGGGCGGGGGAGCGAGGAGGCAAGAAGCGCAAGGAGAGUGAGGGCACGACCCGAGCGCGUGUGAGCUUCGAUGAUGAGAACAAGCGCCUGGUGCUUAUCUUGGAGGAAGGCGGCGCAGUGACACGCUGCGAGCUCACCACGAUGGAGCCGAGCGGAUUGACGGAGAUGCCAUUCGACGCCGAUCGUCUAGUCGGGCAAGCCAUCAUGCGUUCAGAGCUGCUAGCAGACGCCCUCCUCUCCAUCGACCCCACAGCGCGCGAGCUCAAGAUCGGCUUUGAUCCGGCGCAUCGGUCUUCUGCACUCGCAGCGCGUGCGGCGCUCGAAGGCGACGGCAGCAGCGUACGAGGCAGUGCGAGUGUUCGCGGCAGCGGACGCGUGGCUGAGGCGGGCAAGGGAGCGGCUGCGGCGGCGAUGGCAGCGGUGGGGGUGCAGAUGCUGACGCUGAGAGCGGACGGCGACUUCGGCACGGCCGAGAUGGAGUUCCCAAACGAACGAGGCGUCAUGGAGCGCUAUGUCUGUCUCACCUCCUGUUCCAGCUGCUAUCUCUUUAAGUACUUCUCACACGCCCUGCGCGCCCUGCAGACGUCGUUGAAGACGUCGAUCCGCUUGGAUGAGCGGGGCCUGAUUAGUCUGCAAUGCUUGAUGCCUCGAGGAACGGGCGCGACGGGCACGGGCGCGCAGGGCAACGCAGCGAAGGACCAUGGGUUCAUCGAGUUCGCGAUCCUGCCGCUGGACGAUCCUGAGCCCGAUGGCAGCCAGCAGGACGUCUGAGUGCAUGAGCGCUUCAGAGAGGGCGCAAUGUGCAUCGACACGAGUGCCAGUGGCAGCAGAGCGCACAGUGGCGGCCGUCGCCCCUCCUGUGCCUUCUGGGGUCAUAGGCUGCGUUGAUGCACGUUGCGCCCUCGCUGUCCCAUCCUCCUCACAUCUGCUUCUCGCGGCUCCCUUCCUGUCACCGCAAAGAACUCUGGUCACCCGUCACCGCCAUCCUCAUUCACGUCACGCAAUCCCAUCAGCUCGUCUGAUCCGUUUCACUGCGUCUCUCGCAUGCAGUGCAG
Tilletiopsis washingtonensis is the source of this 1697-nucleotide messenger RNA. Its product is annotated as Rad1-domain-containing protein. The record is from RefSeq and is a predicted model, not a curated record. Gene Ontology annotation, cellular component: checkpoint clamp complex. Gene Ontology annotation, biological process: DNA damage checkpoint signaling; DNA repair. Bases 124 to 1413 code for a protein of 429 amino acids. The transcript has 9 exons. NCBI's taxonomy places the organism in Eukaryota, Fungi, Basidiomycota, Exobasidiomycetes, Entylomatales.